Molecule: messenger RNA, 411 nt
Organism: Lachancea sp. 'fantastica'
Lineage: Eukaryota; Fungi; Ascomycota; Saccharomycetes; Saccharomycetales; Saccharomycetaceae
Source: the annotation of a GenBank genome assembly
AUGAGCACUUCAUUGCAGAAAUCGCGAAAACGAAGCAGCUUCACUAGCCUCAAAGCCAUACUUAGAAGAAGUCCAGAUAAUCAAGGUAAGGUUGUUGUCAAGAAGCCACCAGCACAGAAGAAAACUGUUUUCUGGCGCCCAUGGGAAAAACGGUGUGCAAAGGAUGCCUCGAAUAGCCGAAAAAGGCCCCAAGCACUCUACAAUACAGAUAUUUCUAUUGCUGUUGCUGUUGUGAUAUGUUUCAGCCUGGCAGUGCUGCUGUUAAUUGUGAAAGAGAUAGGAUUGACUGCCCGCCAUUGCGUCAAAUGGGACCUGUGGACCGUACUUGCUACUGGGCAGCGCAAUUCUGUAGUAGGAGUCAUUCAAAGAAUGACACACAAGCUCUGGGAAGAGAGACAUGCAUUUUUUUAG